Molecule: messenger RNA, 3153 nt
Organism: Alternaria hordeiaustralica
Lineage: Eukaryota; Fungi; Ascomycota; Dothideomycetes; Pleosporales; Pleosporaceae
Exons: 4
Coding region: 1-3153 (1050 amino acids)
Molecular function (GO): RNA binding; protein binding
Source: RefSeq, a predicted model, not a curated record
AUGGCAACCACAGCGACCUCUCCAGACAAUGACCCGUCUAUCAGCAUCCCUUGGAAUGUGCAACCACCAAGCCCUUCGGCCAUCUGCAGGAUCGACUACCCCAUCACCGAGACGCCGGAAAUUUUUGUGAUUCCCAUCAAAAUACUUAGCGGCGGACGAAAGCUUCCUACAGCAAAACCUGUCAACAGCCAACGACUCAGGAAAGUGGCUAUAUCUGAAUACGUGAAGAAGGCUUUCAAGCAGUACGAGCAUCGCUAUGCUGUUCAAUUUCGAGCUGAGGCAGCUAUAGUAGAUGAGGCGGGGCUUCAAGAAGCUCCUGUCGAUCACUUGCUCUUACUCAAGCUUCCAAGCGAAACGCGUGAUCAGAUGUCCGCCAAAAUCCAGGAACAACGCAAGGGCAGAGUUCGCAUCCAGACGAAGAAAGUUGUUGUCGAGACGAACGGCACACGCAGUAACGAGGAGAUCAAGUGCAUUAUCGACGCAGAGGCCCUCGUUCUCGAUGGGUUGGACCACAACACGGCCGCAGACUAUUGGAAGAAGCUUGACAUCCUACUACAAGCGUUUGUUCGCAAUACUACGUUUGAGAAAGCGACGACCACGAAGAGCAAGGGCAUUUUAAUUCCAAUCUCUUCCUCGAAGACUUUCUCACGAGACCCAGGACCUGGAGACGUCACCGAGACUCCUCCCGUCACAUCUACGGAAUCUGCCCCUGCAGUAGCCAACAUCGCCUCGAUCAAGUCUGCCAGCCAUAUCCAGGAUGCGAUCAAGGUCGACGGGUUCCUUCGCACAUUGGUGAAGUUGGAUCCAAACCUGAAGAAGCUGCAUCUGGAGCUCGAUCUCGUGCCUGGAGUCAAGGCGAACACUUCCUUAGCAGACAUUGUUACGAGUGUCUUCGGGCGCGCGAUUCAGGGACCGAGUGUUCAUCAUCAUUUACCAACAAUUCGAGCGAUGCUCAUAGGACUGGAAGUCGAUCGUAACUACACUCCUCCUGCCGCGAACGGGCUUGAAGAUACAGGCGAGGUGCAAUCGUCGAACCUUAACAACAAUGCAUUCCCACAGUCUUCACCUAGAUCAGGCUCUGGUGCUAGUUCACGGAAGGCUUCCAAGCCUCUUGGCGAGCUCAAUUCAAGCGAUGUCAACAUGAAAAGGUCACCUACAGCGAUGACUGCGAAUACCGGCCACGUUCAGCACGAUGAUGCAGCCCGCUCCUGCCGCUAUGUUGUUUCCGAUAUCCAACUGGCUGGCGAUGUGCCUGACUUCGUUUGGAAAGAUGGGAAGCGGUAUUCCGUUGCCAAGUACUUCAGAGAGAAGAUAAAUGUCAAGAUUGAGCGACACGAUCUUCCACUGGCGAAAGUAGGGAACGACUCAUGGGUGCCUCUCGAGAUGCUCGUCACACACGGUACUCAGGCUUUACCUACCUCUACCCUCAGCCUCGGAUUGCUCAACGACGUUCUCAAAGGCGACAACCUUCAGAUGCAACAUGAGAACUUUGCAGACUUUGCAGCAAGUGUUGUCACGCAGAUGGGUUCCUUUGAGUCUUCAAAAGACUCAACUAUCCCCGAGGGCUUCAUGAACGUUCGUGUAGAGGACGGCACCGUCGUCACACUAUUGCCCAAAGAUUCGAAACCUCGCGCACAUACAGCAAGAGAUCCGUUGCCGCGGGCGACCGGAUCGAAAGUCAAGAUGGGCUUACUCUACGUCAAAGCGAAAAGCACGAAGCGGGAAGACGCCAUAGACUUCAUUGAAAAGGUCGCUGAGGCACUCUGCCUUCCUGGACAGAAACACAAGCAUCAUGGCGAUCAAGCAUUGCAGAUCCUUCAAUUCGACGAAGACUCACAGCCGCGCGUCUUGACAGCAGUCGUCUCGGAUGUGAAGCCUCUAAUACUGACAGACUGUCAGCAAGAUGAAGCUGUAAUGGCCAUACGAGACAAAGGGCUUACGUCCAUUCUUGCCAUCAUUGACGAGAAGGGUCGUAGCAAGCAGGAAGUACGCGCCGUCCGUGCUGAGCUGCACAAGUUUGGCAAUCGAAAGGCUGGCGCAGCGACCCAUUGCAUGACUGCUCGAACACUCAAGGCACUACUCGACCGCAAUAAGAACGUCCAAAAUUACUUCCCGAUCGGCACUCUUCGGCAUCUCAACGGUAUGCAAGGCGGUCGGAACUUCAACGUCGAACCGUUCAUGUCUCUCUCUCAGAAUGAGAACAUGAUGAUAGUCGGUGCGCAUGUUUCCCAUCCAGCCUCUCACGCCUCCAAGAACUGCCCUUCGGUUGCUGCGGUGGUUGGCAGUUUCGAUGCACAGUUUACGCAAUAUCCUGGAUCCGCACGUAUUCAGUCUACUAUCCGCCGAGUUCAGGACAAGCAAGGCCACUUGAAGUACCACCUCGACCCGCAGAUUCAAGACCUGCAGGAAAUGAUGGAAGAGCGCAUUGCAGCAUGGCAAACCAAGCAUGCUGGAGGUUCUCCCCAUAUCAUCUUCUACCGCGACGGCAUGAACAUUAUGAAAGGGCAGUUCAUUGAUAGCGAGGUGCAGAGCAUCAUCACAGCUGAGGCUAAGGCUAUUGUCAAGGCCAUCGAAGCAAAAGCUCCGGGAGUUCGACCCUCGCUCAGCUACAUUCUAAUCAACAAACACUCCGUCGCCGGUGAUGACUACGGGCGCAACGUUGAAGCAUACCUAGCCGAGCAGAGCAUCACCAGGUUCUCCCCUGCGUUGGAUCACGCAAUCAAGAGCAGAUACGACUAUCAUAUCAUGCCCCAGGUGGAGAACUCAGUCCCAGUCCAAGUCGACUAUGCGGCACUAACUGAGUAUCUCAACGUCAACUAUCAGCUUUCCAAUACAGCUAUCCCUGCUAUCGCACUACCAGUCCACUACGCCAAGAAACUUGCUCUCCGUGUGUUCGACUACUUCCAUUACGCGAUCACCAACAAAUAUGACGCUGUCUCCAGUGUUGUUCGUCGUGCGAAGCAUCCCGCCGCAGAGGAGAAUCUAAACGACGACCGCAUGGUAGAGCUCACUCGCGCAUAUCUUCUCGCGGAUGAUGAGCUGAAAGACGCAGACGCCAAGACAGGUGAUAACAGAUCAUCCUCAAAGGAGAAGGAGACGCCUCGCGCCAAUCCUUGGCCGGAGUCUCUGGACGAGACCAUGUUCUACCUCUGA